Molecule: messenger RNA, 930 nt
Organism: Plasmodium vinckei vinckei
Lineage: Eukaryota; Apicomplexa; Aconoidasida; Haemosporida; Plasmodiidae
Product: glyoxalase I, putative
Exons: 6
Coding region: 1-930 (309 amino acids)
Cellular component (GO): cytoplasm
Molecular function (GO): lactoylglutathione lyase activity
Source: RefSeq, a predicted model, not a curated record
AUGAAAUUCGAUUUGAUGAAUAUCUACUUCCUUUUAGUGUUUUUUUUUUUUUUAAAACAAUAUGAUUUUUUGAAUAUUUCAAAGAAAUAUACUUAUAAUUUUCUUAACGGAAAUAUUAUUAGAAAAAAAGAAAAAUACAAUUUUAAAAAUUUAAAAUGUAAAGUUGAAGGUAUCGAAUAUAAAGUUCAGGAUGUAGACAAUUCAGUAAAUUUUUAUAAUAAUGUGUUGGGUUUUCAAGUAGCAGAAAAGGGGGAUAAUUAUGCUAAGCUCAUUUUAGGAAAUAAUGAAGCAUAUAUUAAAUUGAUAAAAAAUGAACAGGACAAUUUUAUUAUAGGAGAGCAUUCAUUCCUAGGGUUAGGAAUACAUUUAAAAGAAUUCGAUUUAAAAAAAGUUCAUAAGUAUAAAGGACAGGUUGAGGAAGAAUUGGAUAAAAGGCCAGUCACUGCUUGCAUAUUGCCAGAUGAAGAUGCCCAAGUGCGACGAUUUUGGACAAACUGUUUUAUAACAGAUCCCGAUGGAUAUGGUAUAGAAGUGGUAUUACAGGAUGAGGUUCCGAAAUUAAAUAGGAUCCGUCUUUAUACAACAUCGACAAAAGACUCUCAGAAGUUUUACUCCGACAUUUUGGGAAUGGAUUUAGUGAAAAUCCAAAGUCAUCUAGAAGAAAUAUCAUACCCUUGGAAUAUUUAUGGUGGUAUGAGCUAUUAUUUUUCGAAUGAAAAUAAUUCAACCAUACUUCAAUUAGCUUAUGCAUAUGAUGAAAACAAACUACACAUGGGAAAUUCUUUAGGCAAUUUAAUUUUGAGCUUCCAAGAUUUAAAUUCCCUUGAAAAAAAACUAAAGGAAAACGAUAUAGAAAUUGUUAAGUCGAAUGGGGAAAUUAUAGUGAAAGAUUUUGAUGGGUAUAAUAUUUGUUUAAAGCAGAUUACAUAA